AUGUCAGGAUCGAUUUUUACAGAUAAGGCGUCAGCAUCGCAAGAUUUGAUUCAAAUUGGUGUGCCAUCGAUUGAACGCCCGUUUGGUAUUUACUUGUGGCCCAUUUUCAACAAAGUAUUUGAACUGGUCAUUGGAUACCCCGCUGAUGAUUUUGAGUUUGUUUACCACCAGACGUUUUUAGCCAAUGGGUUUCAUGCCAUUAGUAUAAUUAUCGUUUAUUAUAUUGUUAUAUUUGGUGGAAGAGAAGUUAUCAACAAGUUUAAAUUACCAGCUUUGAAAUUGAAUUUUUUGUUUCAGUUGCAUAAUAUUGUGUUGACUUUGCUAUCAUUAAGUUUGUUGUUGUUGUGUAUUGAGCAAUUGGUUCCCAUGUUGUAUCAUCAUGGAUUAUUUUAUGCCAUUUGUGAUAAAGGUGCAUUCACUCAGAAAUUGGUUACAUUGUAUUAUUUGAAUUACUUGACGAAAUUUUUGGAAUUGAUUGACACUGUGUUUUUGGUGUUGAAAAAGAAAAAGUUGUUGUUUUUGCACACUUAUCAUCAUGGGGCUACUGCAUUGUUGUGUUAUACUCAAUUAACCGGGUACACUUCAGUUGAAUGGGUUCCAAUUACUUUGAACUUGGCAGUACAUGUGGUCAUGUAUUGGUACUAUUUCCUUAGUGCCAGAGGCAUUAGGGUUUGGUGGAAAGAAUGGGUCACCAGAUUCCAAAUUAUCCAAUUUAUUCUUGAUUUAGGUUUUGUUUAUUUUGCCACUUAUACCCAUUAUGCAUUUGCUUAUUUCCCAAGCUUGCCUCAUAUGGGAAAUUGUCAUGGAAGUGAAUUGGCAGCAGCUUAUGGAUACUUAAUUUUGUCGUCAUAUUUGGUGUUGUUUAUCAGUUUCUACAUUAAGGUAUACAAGAGCAAAGGUGGUAAAAAGCCAGUCAAGGCUGAAGAAGUUGCCAGUGCCGCUGAAAAGGCUGCCAGUGGUACUAGUUCUGGUGUUGACACAGGUUCCAAGAAGGUUAAAUCAAGAAAAGCUUAA
This is a messenger RNA of Lodderomyces parapsilosis, 1014 nucleotides long. It is a transcript of the gene FEN12, whose product is annotated as fatty acid elongase. The record is from RefSeq and is a predicted model, not a curated record. The coding region runs from base 1 to 1014 and encodes 337 amino acids. Lineage: Eukaryota; Fungi; Ascomycota; Pichiomycetes; Serinales; Debaryomycetaceae. The transcript has a single exon. Gene Ontology annotation, biological process: fatty acid elongation, polyunsaturated fatty acid; fatty acid elongation, saturated fatty acid; fatty acid elongation, monounsaturated fatty acid. Gene Ontology annotation, cellular component: endoplasmic reticulum membrane. Gene Ontology annotation, molecular function: fatty acid elongase activity.